Piliocolobus tephrosceles (Ugandan red Colobus) is the source of this 4979-nucleotide messenger RNA. RefSeq names its product cyclin dependent kinase inhibitor 2A (gene CDKN2A). The coding region runs from base 3529 to 4002 and encodes 157 amino acids. Gene Ontology annotation, molecular function: cyclin-dependent protein serine/threonine kinase inhibitor activity; protein kinase binding. NCBI's taxonomy places the organism in Eukaryota, Metazoa, Chordata, Mammalia, Primates, Cercopithecidae. The transcript has 3 exons. Gene Ontology annotation, cellular component: nucleus; cytoplasm. Gene Ontology annotation, biological process: regulation of G1/S transition of mitotic cell cycle; apoptotic process; regulation of cyclin-dependent protein serine/threonine kinase activity. The record is from RefSeq and is a predicted model, not a curated record.
UAUUCUUGGGAAGAUGAUAAUAGGUACUGCUAAUUCUACACCCAGUUAACAUUUUGGAAACUAAGAUUGGAAAUUAUGACUUAACUAUAAUUAUGCAUUAAAUCUACAAAACAUCAAAGAAUUUUGCAUUUUGCACUCCUUGCUGAGAUCCAGUUUGAGCAGGAAGAGAAAUUUUACAAUAAUUCUGAAUGAGUGAAGAUAGCAUAGAGUUUCUAAAAGAGUACCUUCCUUAUAGCAAAUACUAAAUAAUUGUGCUCUAUUGAAUUUAAUUAAAUAGAGGAUAGUAAAAGGGAGAAAGAAACAUCCUCUGUCUUGAAACUUCUACAGAUCUGCUCCCAGGGACACAUUGUUUUUUCUUAGCAAAUCUGUUUGGAAGUCUGCUCUACUUUCCCAGAGGUCUCCCUUUCAUGCUGAAGCGAUCUUUUUUCCUUGUAGAAAAUAAAUAAUUAAAUACCUUGCAAUUAUUUACCUAAGAAAGUACUUCUUUCCCAUUUAAAAUACUCUCACCACCCACACUGGACCUUGAUUAUCAGAAUUUUUAAUUUUCAUCCGGGGCAGCUUCAGGAGCACUUUGGCACUUCAGGGCCAAACCACAAUCUGUUUUUACAUAUUUGUGAUUAUGCCCAUUUUGUAGAUCAAGACAUUGAAGCUAGAAAAAAAAAAAGUCAUUUAUUCAGGGUAACAAAGUAGGUGGUAGAGCUAGGCCAGGGACUCUAAUUUCCUUGCAUUAUUGCUUUUCUAAAUUAAAGGGAUACAUGGAAUUAUUCCUCUAUUGCCUUUGCCUUCAAAUAAUUAUCUAUUGCACCCAACAUCCUAUUCUAGAACUCAUCUAUGAAGGCUUAACACAGCUGUACCUAGGAACUCCAUUACAGGGCAUAUGUCUUGCUCUCAUAAGCUACUUCCUAAGGAAUUCUCUUUAAUUAUGGGAUUGUCUCCAGACUCUGAAACCUUUUUUUCCUGGUAACACAAGUGUGAGGUGUCAUUUAUCAGAAUGCAUCACCCCAGUCUUCCCUCUUCAAAUGAUUACUGUGGGCUCCACUCAAGAGCUCGUCCCAGUUGAAUACCACCUUCCUCCUCCAGAGAAGCAAAUAUACUGAUGGUUGUUACUAAUACAUGCUCUUGACUAAGAACCCUUCUUUCUUAAUUAAUUUUGACAACUUUAAGCCCAGUCCCUGACAUAUAGUAGGUACUCAGUUACUCUUUUUCAAAUACAGCUAUGAAUGAUGAUUCUAAUAAAAGUAACUCUUAUUUGUCUACUAGUUUUAUUAUGUUUAUUUAAUUCAUUAGAAAGGCCAUGCAUAUAGUACAAAAUUCAAACAAUACAAAUCAUGGAAUGUGAAAAGUAAGUUACAUGCCCAUCCCAGUUCUUCAUUUCCUUGCCUCACAGGUAACACUUUUCCUGUAUCUCCCCAGAGAUAUUCUAUGUAUAUUUUGUUUUUAACACCAAGCUAUAUUUAAAACAAUUAUUUUUAAUAAUAAUGUUAAUAUUGAAACUGAUAAAGAAAUAUGUGUGUAUUAUCUCACUUCAAGUGUAAAGAAUAGAACAAGAGAGAGCCCAUUUUGAAAAUUAUGGAUAAUGAAUCUAGAAAUAAUCUCAAAAAAUUUCACAGUCAAAAAAAUAGUUCAUUAGACACAUGAGAACUGUCACUUGGUCUCAGUGUAGAGCUAUUGCCUCAACUCCUUUUAUUUUCUUAACGAAAUCAUCUGCUUAUCACAUGAAAUAUGUGCAUAUCAUACCUUGCCAAUCCCACAAUGCCACGUCAGAACCAGAACCUAACUCUAGGACACUACUUUCUCAAGUAUCUUUCUGUCUCUUUCUGGUAAUACAUUGAAUUAAUAUUCACAUCUAGUAUGACUAGUCUUUGAUUUGUAGGGUUGCUGAAGUAGUAGCACCACUGCAGGGCUUUCUUUAAAGAAAGUAAUCAAGUGUCCCCACUGUGUCAUGAACCCUCAGUUGGGUUCUCCAGUCUGAUUUUAAAAAACAAAAUAAAACGCUUCUCUAUCUGAGUCUUACUCCUCUCUACUCAUAAGAGGUAUUCCAAACCUUUACCAUUCUCAAACUUCCUAACCCACCAUCUUAUUUUCACUCUGCAAACAAGCUAACCUCCUCAUUCAUGGAAUGAAGUGCCUCAACUUCCUCCCUGUUCUGACCUUUUCUCCCUCCCAAAUCUAUGUAUCUCUUGUGACAAAAUCUAUAACCACCACUGUACAUUGUGUUCUAUUUCUUCAUUACUUUUGAGGGACCUCGGGUCCUCAAAAAUAUCCUAUCUUACCUGUGUACUUCAUUUUUAUUCUCUUCUGACUUUCCCUUCUCUUCACUUGGCACUUGCCCUUCUAGGUAUGUGUGUGCUCAGGUCUCUUCCACCUUUCAUCUGCCUCACUUCAUGGCAUAGGGCCUUGAACUAUCACAACCAAGCUAUGAAAGAGUAGUCAACACAGUCUCCUCACUUCCUUGCCACCCCUUCUCCUAGUUUUUCUUUUGACUCUCUGAGGAGUCCUUCACAGGCUGUUUUUCACGAAUAAGUCUAAAUAAAUUACUUUCAGUUUUCCUAAAUGUCUAUGCCUUUGCACAUCCUCUUACCUCUGCCUAGAAUAUCUUUCUCCUUUUCCAUCUUUAAACUCACAUCAUUCUUCAAGACUGGGAUCAGCUCUCAGCAUCUAGGAAGUCUUUGCCUACUAGAGACAAAUGAGAAUGAGUUUCGUUCCCUUUUCAUUUUCUUGUAUCAUUCUGCACUUUAUUUUGCUCUUCUAAGAGCAUUACAUGCUUCAUUUAAUCCCUAAACAACUGUUUGAGGCAAGUACAGUUAUUAUCCUAAUCAUGCAAAUGAGAAAACAGAGGCCCAGACAUGUUGAGUAACUGUGUUAAAAGUUAAAGAACCAAUAAGUGAAACAGUUGAGGUUUGAACCGUGGCAGUCUGACUCUAGAGAUAUUACGUUUGACCUACUCCCCCCUACCCCAUGUCUGCCCUUAGCAUCUGAGCUUGCUGAAUGAAUGAACAGGUGGUAGUCUUUUUUUGUUAUAAGACUGAUCAGAAUUAAGACAGGUUUAAAUUUCACAGUAUAGAUUUUCAAAACUGCCAAUGCAUUGCAAAUCUAAAAAAGAAUGGCAUUCUCAGGAAAGAGGAAAAGUAAGUGUGAGAAUAAUAAUAAUAACCAACAAAUUUUAGUAAAUUCUAGUAAAUGUAGUAAAUUUUUACAUUGAAAGCUUUUGGACAUACAUUAUCAUAUUUUAUGGCCACAUGAAAUAUAUUAUAAUCUCAUUUUGCACAUAGGGAAUCUGAGGCUGGCAUAAGGAGCACCGAGAUCCAGGACUGUAUAUUUUCAUUCUUCUAGGGGUUUGCACCUCAGGUCGAUAUGUAUGAGUAAACUGGGAGCGUGAUGGGUUCUUUAAUAGAGAAACUAGGAAAGUUUUCCCACUAUUAUUAACUAUUUACGUAAGAUUUAUAAUAGAUAAUGGACUUCAAUUUCUAGAGCAAAAGGACCCCACCCAAGGAGGCCAUAAUCUUUCCAGAGCUCUACUGCAAGGUCAUGAUGAUGGGCAGCGCCCGCGUGGCGGAGCUGCUGCUGCUUCACGGCGCAGAGCCCAACUGCGCCGACCCCGCCACUCUCACCCGACCCGUGCACGACGCUGCCCGGGAGGGCUUCCUGGACACGCUGGCGGUGCUGCACCGGGCCGGGGCGCAGCUGGACGUACGCGAUGCCUGGGGCCGUCUGCCCGUGGACCUGGCUGAGGAACGGGGCCAUCGCGAUGUCGCACGCUGGCUGGACCAACCCCAGGAUUUCCAAACCCAAUUAUGCGUGGCAUCAUCUGGAGAUCUCUCAGUCUUGGCUCGUCUGCACAACUCAACUAAUCUGACCCUUCGCUUUAUUGCGGUAGAGUUUUCCAGAGCUGCCCCAGGGGAUUCUGGGGGCAACAGGACCAAGACUUCGCUGACCCUGGCAGUCUGUGCACCGGAGUUUGCAGCACUCUGGCAGACAGAGGCCCUCUCCUUUCCCUCUUAAACUUGUGCAAGAGAUCGCUGAGAGAUGAAGAUAGAAUUGUGGUCCACCUUGCCCUUGCCUUUCCUUUUUGCCAUCUCAAAACAUCCUCCCUCCGCCCCCAUUCCAUGACCCCAGUUCCUUACCCCCACAGCUGUCUGCUGAAAGUACCAACAUUACUCAAUUGUUUCUGGAGGAGGAACACUUUUUUAAAAACCAAAAUAGAUCUAUUAAGCAAUACAUGGGAAUUAACACGAAUAUUUAAGGUAAAACAUGACCUUGAAGAUUCUGAAAUCCGUCUUGUUUUGGCCCAGAACGGGGCACUGGGCUCCCUGGGCCACAGGGGAGCCGGAGAGGACGGGGUGGAGAGUUAGCUCUAAGCUCUCUGCUUGGAGAUGCUGUAAAUACAGAACGCAAAAUCACCUUCGAAGUUAAAGACGCAAAGUUCUUCUUUACUCGGCCUCUGCUCCCCACCAAUUCCCUCCAGUUACAGCUACCAUCCGGGUCCCGGUGAAGAAGGAGACUUCGCCUCCAGUUACAACUAGCAAUCUGUCGCGAUUUAGAAGGAAUUGCCAAUUACAGCGCGGUUCCAGGGCUGAAUAAAAAGCCGGAGGAGCCAAGUGGGAGAGGGAGUAAAACUAUCGAAUUGGGCCACAAGCAAAUGAAUAAAUUGAACGACUCUUAACCAAACCGAAGAUAUUUAAUCCAAGCACACAAGUCUUUCAUUUCUUCCUUCCUCCCUUCCUUCUCUUACUCCCCAACACUCCCUCUUCAAGCACAAUUAAUUACAUGGUUAGAUUCUACUGCGUGGUCAGCCCUGUUCUAGGUGGUGGGCACGCCAAGGUGAAUGAGACCAAACAAGAGUCUUGCCCUCAUGGGGUUUACAUUUGGAGACAGGGUCGAUCUGUUGCCCAGCCUGGAGUGCAUGGCUCGAUCACAGCUCACUGCAGCCUCAACCUCCCUGGCUCAAGGGGUUCUCCCACCUCAGUCUCCCGACUAGC